GUCCUCCUGUCUGAAAAUGGCCCGCUGUCUGUCAGAUCCAUUUGGCGCCAGGUGCGAAAUUGUGAAGUCUUUCCAGAGAAAAGCAUCCGAAUUGUCACGAGACAUCCCCUAUAUACCUCUUUGCAAUGGCGCCAAAGAAAGGCAGCGGAGGAAGCUAUGGUGGAGGUAGUAGUGGUGGUGAUGAAGACUAUGACUAUGGCACUGGCACUGGCAGUGGCAGCGGUGAUACCGACUAUGAUUACAGUACUGGAAGUGGUAGCGGGAGUGGAAGUGGAAGUGGUGAUAACGACUACGAUUAUGGUACUGGCACUGGCAGCGGCAGUGGCAGCGGUUAUGGCGACUAUGACUAUGGUACUGGCAGUGGGAGUGGUGGCAGUGACGAUUACAACUAUGAUUAUGGUAGUGGUGGACCAAAGAAUUCAAACUACAAUACUGUCGGGUUGGCGACUAGUUCCAGGUGGAAGGACGCAACAGUCAAUGCCCUUUUUGCGAUGAACAUCAUAGUCCUCCUUGUCCUCGUGUUGUGUAUGAUUCUCACAAGGCGGUUCAAAUGGAUCCGAGAGAAGGGAACAGACAAGCUGCGAAACUCUGGAUAUCUUUUUGCUGCUUUCUGCAUGUUCUUACAUCUACUCAUCGUGGCUAUCAGAACCGCAAUGGUAGAGUCGGGCUACCAUACAGAUAAGAAUUUCGUAAUUGCCUUCAUCUUUGAACGACUUUUUUCUCUGAUCGGCGAUAUCAUGAUAGUCGCCAUCAUCGCGCGCACUAUUCUUGAAGAUAUGAGUCAUGGGAGUGGAAAGCUUGCUUUCUUCUCCAAUGUCUUAAUAGGACUUCUUUGGGUGCUCGCCUUGGUAGCCUUCAGCUUCUAUGCCGCACUUUAUGGUCAAUUCAUCGCCGGGAACGCUUCCCAAAUCACGAAUGACGGUUCGAAAUAUACGGCUGUUUUCUUUUCGGCAUACAUUUUUGGCAUCUCGAUGUACCUUGCCAUCUUAUCUUGUGUGGCCGUAUUCAAGCGGCCGUCUAAGGGGACCUUCCUUAUGAUAUUCAUUGUUAUUCCCGCAUUAUUCCUGCGUUUCCUCUUCGCCCUGGUCAACCAAUCAAUCAUCAACUUCCAGUCUCGCUCCAUGACCGCCACGGCCACCGCGGCUGUUGGCCAUGCCGAUUCGUAUAUGUACACUUUGACCACCAUCUCGAUCUUCCUCGUCGUAGCUCUCAUUGGUGGCCUAAGACAGCGCCACUCGGAGGGUGGCAUGUCCCAAGAGCAAAAGAUAGGCCUGCAAGGCCACCACUAUGUUCCUCUUGGGCCAUAUGGACAACCUCCAGCGCCAUAUGGUGCUCAAGCUCCAGUGGGUCACUAUCUGCAACCAGUACAGCCCGCAGUUCCAGAACAGUAUGCAGCUUCAGGGCAGCCUGCGCCUCAGCCACUGCAAGUUCCAGCAUCAUGUCCGGCUCAGGGACAAUAUGUUGUCCCAGAUCAACCCUCUUCAACAGGACAAUACGCGCCACCUGGACAAUACGCCGCCCCAGUACAACCUGUGUCGUACGCGCCUCCUGGACAAUAUGCUGCCUCGGGACAGUAUGUACAUCAGGGGAUGACUACCCCGUCAACCAUCGCACGCUCGGUCUCCCCCAUGCAUGAUCCAGUUGCUGUGUCUGCAGCGUUCGCAUAUAAUGGUGCUUCAUCAACUGUGUCGCCACCGCCGCCACAUGAUCUGUAUCAGAUGCACAUGCCGCCGCACCACUGAGAUGGGAUUUAGGAAGUUUAGAUGUUGUGAGAGGCGAAGAAAUUUUUGGUCAUAGGAGUUAUACCCUCGGAUUGGUCUAAUUGGUUUUGUGUUUUUAUAUGUCGAUUAUAGUUUGAUGAUACGAAUGGGUUGAGUUUUGCUAGGUUCGGUAUUGCGGAUAUACAGAUGUUUCGGUGUAAAUAGAAUUAAUCGUUUUUAACUGUAGUUCCUUGCUUCUGGUGUCAAUUUGGGUUUCUAUAGGUGGACGUUGAUAGGAGUGC
Messenger RNA from Pseudogymnoascus verrucosus, 2002 nucleotides. RefSeq lists its product as uncharacterized. Lineage: Eukaryota; Fungi; Ascomycota; Leotiomycetes; Thelebolales; Thelebolaceae. The record is from RefSeq and is a predicted model, not a curated record. The coding region runs from base 126 to 1742 and encodes 538 amino acids. The transcript has 4 exons.